AUGCUAGAGGAAGAAAUCGAAACAAAAGACGAAAACGGAAGUUCGACAUUUGAAACAGAAGAAACCGAAAUUGAAGUAGGAGAAUUUUUACAAUUCUUUUGGCAAAAAAAAGAAAGUGGACAAUUAGCUAGUUAUGAUGGAGAUUUUGAAUCGCCCCGCAUACCUAAAGAAGCUGAAGUAUUGGAUGAUAAUUUACCUAACUUAGCUGAAAUGGCUAAUGUGUUAGCUAAAUCUUCUAAUGCUUUAAUUACUUCUUUAGAAAUUUUAAACCAAAGAAUGCAAGAACUAAAACAGCAAGUUCAAAUAUCAAUGUCUGGUCAAAACAGUGGUGUUCAAGCUGAAAUUAUACAAUUACGCAAAAAUACCACAACAAUUGUUGCUACCGUAGCAGUAGGCAUUGCUACUGGCGGCACUUCCUUAGUAGUUCAAGCAGCUGCUAUUGGUGGUGUCUAUUUAGUAGGGUCAGCAAUAGAUGAUGAUAGAAAAAAAAGAGAAAAUGAAAAUAAGCAACUAAAUCUCAAAGGUGAAAUAACCAAACAAAUUAGAGAUGAAAUUAAUAAUCUCCAAGAUGAAAGAAAUCAAAAAGCUAGUCAACUAAAUACACUAGAACAGCAUUUAGCUCAAAAGCAAAAUAAACUAAAUGACCCUAACACUCCGGAGCAUGAAAAAGCUCAAAUUAGAAGUGAAAUAACCAGUUUUGUCUCACAAAUAGACAAGCUAAAAAAAGAAAUAAAUGGUUAUGACGAUAAGAUAAAUGGUCUAAUCAAGCAAUCAGGGAAAACAAUAACCGGCGGAACAGGCUUAGCUAAUAUUGAACUUGAUUAUAAUACCAAGCAACAGCGAGAUUUAGAAGGCAAAAAUGGCUUUCCUGACCCAGCUGAAGUAAGAAAGGAAGAAGCAGAAAAAAGAAAAAAAGCCAAAGAGUUAAAAGAUAGUUGUAACAAUGAUUUGGGAACUGUCUAUUGUCGUUAUUGUUCCGCUAAAACAGAACUUUUUGAUGUUUGUGAUAAACAAGAAUGCUUAGCCAAAAUGAAUAAGGCUAUAGAGAAUAAGAAAGAAACUAAUCCGAACCAAAAUCAAGCUGAAUUAGAGUCUAAAAAAAAGAAACUAGCAGAAUUAGAGAAUAAACAAAAACAAUUAGACCAACAAUUACCACUAACUACUCAAAUUACUAUUUUAGCAAGAGAAAUUAAAGAUUUAGAGAACAAAUCUAAUCGAACUCAAGUUGAAGAAGCACUUUUAACUAGUAAAAAGAAAGAGUUAGCGGAAUUAUUGAGAAAACAGGAUGGUUCCAGUACUAGCGAUAGCUCUAAAUCUAGUGAUAAAACCGCUCUUGCUGUUGGUUAUGAGCAAGUGAAAGAGUGGUUAGGUGUUAGUCUAAAGGCGAAAGAUGCCAGUUACGCCAAGUGGUUAAGAGACGAAUUGCAAUUUGACUCUAAGCGAACUUCAGAACAUGAUGAUCUAGUUUUACGAAAGCAAUACAGUAAACAUUUAGAAAAUUUUUCUAAAGUCUACGAAAAAGACUCAGUCGAUGAAAGUUCUAUUGAGUUUAUUCCUGCACAGACAGAUUUUACUUUUUCUCUUUCUUCCUCAAGUAACUUUCAACAGUCAAGAACUAAAACUGAAAAAACUCCAUCCAUUCCCUCUUUUAGAUUUAAAGCAGAGGAAGAAGGGAAAUACACUAGUAAGAAAAAAGAGAUUAUUAGUGAGUGUUCAUUAUCUAGCGAAGCAAAAGAACAAAAAAAACUUGCAGUAAAUGCUCAAGAAUAUUUAGAUCAAAACUACCCCGAAGAAAAAAGAGAUGAAAUUAAGGAAUUAUGUAUAAGCUUUUUUGAUUAUAAGAAAAAUGACUCAGAAAAAUUAAAAGGCUUUUUAAGUUUGAGUAGAUUUGCAAAUUUAGAGAAAUUCAACUGUUGUUUUAAUGAAAUCAUUAGCCUAAAUAUUGCUAACUGUCCAAAACUCAGAGAAAUUAAUUGUCGUGACAAUAAGUUAAGAGAGUUAAAAUUACAUAAAUACUUGUCAGACAAUAAUUUCCCUUCUGAUGAUUUGUCUAUUUUCAAGAGGUUUACAAAUUUAAAAAGUUUGGGUAUAAGUAAUACUGAGAAAAAAGUGAGCAAUAACUUCUAUGGUUCUUUAAAAUUUUUAGAAAGUCUAAAUAGUUUAGAGAGUUUGGAUAUUAGUGGCACUAAUGUGUGUACGGGUCUAGAACAUUUACCUAAAAGCACCAAUCUAACAAAGAUUGAUCUAAGUGAUUGCUCAGAACUUAUUGAAAUUUGGUGUUCGGAAAACAUGCUUGAAGAAAUUAUGCUUCCCAAAUACUCUAGUAAUCUAAAAGAAUUAAAGUUAAAUGAUAACAAUUUUCCCAAACAAGUAGGAAAUAGUGAUGAGAAAAGAAUCAAAAAAGGAACUUAUAAUAAAUUUUAUGGUUCAUUAAAGUAUUUGAAACGUUUUGAUAAGUUAGAAUGCCUUGAUAUUAGUAAUACAGAUAUUGACAGUGGUCUAGAACAUUUACCAAUUGGAUUUUCGGCAGAAGUUACUGGUGGAAUUAUGGCUUUUGCGAUAUCUGAUAACCCUUACUUAGAAUUAGAAGAGAAUGUGAACUCUGAGAUUAUUCAGGAAUUUGUUGCAGAGACAGAAGACUUGAAAAGCGAUUAUCAAGAAGCAUUAAAAAUAAUUUUUCAAGAUUUGAACAUGCUAAGCAAAACUCCUACCGCCUGCCAAGAAGUGAACAAGGCUUUUCUUGAACUUUUGAAUGCAACUAGCAAUCUACCUAAGAAUAUAACCGCCUAUAAUGCUAAUUUCUCUACUGCUGAGCAAGGAGCAAGAAAAGAAAUGUUUAAACAUAAUUAUCAACAUAAAAUUUACCAUGAAGACCAAAUAGAAGUCAGUGACAGUGAAUCAGUUACUAGUUCUAAUAAUCAAGCAACAAUAGAAGAACAGCAUGAAACUCAAUUCACCUCUCCUCAAAACGAAUUUUCUACUUCAAAGAACGGCUCACAGAAACUAGAAACACUAAUAGAAAUUCUUCCCAAAAACAAUAACUAA
Entrophospora sp. SA101 is the source of this 3045-nucleotide messenger RNA. Lineage: Eukaryota; Fungi; Glomeromycota; Glomeromycetes; Entrophosporales; Entrophosporaceae. The record is from the annotation of a GenBank genome assembly.